Messenger RNA from Sparassis crispa, 1548 nucleotides. RefSeq lists its product as hypothetical. The record is from RefSeq and is a predicted model, not a curated record. The coding region runs from base 1 to 1548 and encodes 515 amino acids. Lineage: Eukaryota; Fungi; Basidiomycota; Agaricomycetes; Polyporales; Sparassidaceae. The transcript is spliced from 6 exons. Gene Ontology annotation, molecular function: zinc ion binding.
AUGUCCUCCUCUUAUUUGUACGUUGACACACCGAACGCGAACCUGGUGUGUUGUAUCUGCAGAUCACCAUUCGUGGACCCAUGCACGACUCGCACAUGUUGCCAUACAUUCUGCUACAAGUGCAUUUCUAUGGCAGUUGAUGUUGCGCGACAGUGCCCGAUCGACCGCUCCCCCCUCUCCAUGCACGACCUGGCACCUGCAGACCCGGUCGUGCGAAAUCUGGUGGAUGAGCUGGUGGUCGAAUGUCCGCAACACAGCAAAGGCUGCCCACAUACCUGCCAGAGACUGCUCCUCACCGCGCACCUCAAGGAUUCGUGUGGGUUCGUCGAAGUACCUUGUCCUGAUGGCAAGUGCGAACAGCAGAUAUUGCGAAAUGACGUCCCCAACCAUAAGCAUGCUGGUGAGUCGUCGACAGGAGCAGAGUCCCAUCCCGAGUCUUCUCUCACAACCCCGGAGAUAGAAACACGAUCAACCUCUCCACGACCUGUGUCCGCACCUACCGCGGACGUUCUUGCUGCUGAGAACGCGCUACUUCGUAUGCGUCUCUCGGCGCUCGAAGGCAUUGUCAGCGCCAUGCGCCUAGAGAUGCAUGCGGUCCAGCGCGCGCUUGGUCCCUGGUAUAGGCCACACGAUACUCGUACUCGUACGCCACCGUUGGAGUUGGAGUUAGACGCUCGCUCUGCAUCGGAAGUCUCUCACAGACCAGUCGCCUUCGAAGCCGUACCUCCCCAACAGACACAGGUCCCACGUCCUAAUCCCUCUGGGAAUGCAGCACAGCCGUCGGACUCAGCGCACGGGCCAGCUGCUCAUCCUGUCUCGAACGUUAGCGCGGUCCCUGCAACCGCUGCGGCGGAAUCUGCGGGUAUCAAUAUCGCGUCCUACUUCCCUCCCGCAGAAGAUGACAGUACUGACGUCUACGCGACCGCAGAAGCACGCGCUCCCUGGCACACCCCAUACCACACCCAGGCCCCAGCCGCCAUAACCCCGGCCCGGCGGUCAUCGCCACACCCACCCCAAGCGUCAAACGCGCAAGCAGGGCCCUCCAGCGCCUUUCUCUCUCCGAUGCCAGGGUACCUGCUUCCCUAUCCACCCUUCAGCAGCUCUGCAUACCCAUCCCCCUCCUACGCGCUCCCGCCGCCCACGCUCUCCCCGCCGGACAUCAACGUCCCCCCACUCGACCCCGCUACGCCCCUUCCGGAAACGCUCGCUGCGCUGCACUCCACGCUGAGCACUCUCGCUGGUUCAGUCGGCGCACUGGCUUCCGCGCGCGCGUCGGAGGCGCUGCACACGGGCGAGGAGCUGCGCGGAAUGCGCGCGGCGAUGCACGGGCUGCGGAUGCAGCUGCACGACGUCUUGACGGCCCUCUCCAUGCGGGACGGUUCUUCGAUCAAUAGUGGGGGUGUAGGCAACGAAGCCAGCGGCGCGGGCGUUCCGUACGGCGUUCCUGCGGGCAUGCCGCCGUGGAUGGCGUACCCCCCGCGUGCGUUGGGCGCGUACAUGUCGAUGCACCCUAAGCCGCCCAUGCCACCGUCGACCACGAAGCUGUAG